Messenger RNA from Rhipicephalus sanguineus (brown dog tick), 1353 nucleotides. RefSeq lists its product as uncharacterized. The transcript is spliced from 2 exons. Lineage: Eukaryota; Metazoa; Arthropoda; Arachnida; Ixodida; Ixodidae. The record is from RefSeq and is a predicted model, not a curated record. Bases 445 to 894 code for a protein of 149 amino acids.
UCGUUUUUUGAAGGGCAGAACAGAAGUAGCUGAAAAAUUGUAUCGUUUGUUGGAUAACAACGUGCCAUGGAACUGGGGUUCCGAGCACAUGGAAGCCUUUGAGAGCCUGAAGAAGUUGCUGACAUCUAACUCGUUACUGGUGCAUUUUAAACCAGAUGCCCCGUUAGUAUUGUCAUGCGACGCGUCAUCUGUGGGAGUGGGGGCAGUUUUGGCUCACCGCGAUAACGAAGGAAAUGAGCAGCCUGUGGCGUAUGCGUCUAGAACAUUAUCUAAGGCCGAGCGUAAUUAUGCUCAGAUCGACCGUGAAGCUCUUGCCGUGGUUUUGGGGUGCGACAUUUCCACCAGUACCUUUGUGGGCGGAAUUUUAUUAUUCUCACGGAUCACAAGCCCUUGCUAGGAAUCUUUCAGCGAAAAAAGCAAAUUCCGGUUGUUCUUUCGCCUCGCAUGUUACGGUGGACUCUAAUGCUAUCAGCCUACAAAUACGUGCUCGAUUACCGGAAAACCAAGGACCAUGGAAACGCAGAUUGCCUGAGUAGGUUGCCGGCUCCCCUAACCCGACAAGAGACCGAAGUACCGGGUGACAUACUCCUACUGGAAGCUGUGGAGUACCCCCCAGUGAGCGCACGAGAAGUGGCAGCGUACACCAGCAGGGAUCCCCAACUGUCCCAAGUGAAGCAAUGGAUCCUUGAGGGCUGGCCACGCGAGCGAGUAGCCCCGAAGUAUUCUGCGUAUGAGCACUCUACGCCACACUCAGAAACCGGCAAAUCGCCUGCAGAAGUCAUGCUGGGUCUGAACUUCAGGACCGCCCUCUCGAUCCUUCAACGGGACGAGAGUGACGCAAGAUGCCCGCUGCCGCCGCCACAACGUGGGUUCCUGCCGGGUGAUGCUGUGUAGGCGAGAAACUUCCGGCCCGGCCCCGAGUGGUAUCCUGGUCGUGUGUUGCGACGUUUGGGCCACGUCAUGUACGAGCUGCGGACUGCAGACGGUACUGUGCACCGACGCCACCGGGACCACGUGCGCUGAGCAUGGCACUGUGAGCCCGGAUACUUAAGCCAUGAAACGUCCCCCUCUAUUGCUCUCCCGGCUACACCAAGCCCCGCCCUGGGACCUGCCGGGCCUGAGACGCCGCCGCCUCUCAGGCGUUCCACUCGUCAACGCCGGCCAGUGCGACGCUAUGGCAUCGAUGAGUAAGGGAGAAGGGAUGUGAUAUUGUGAAAUCACACGAAGUGACGUCAGUGGGCAACAAGAGAGCAUGCGCCAGCUUUGUGCCUGUUUUCUGUUAUCACCAAGUGUGCUGAUACCUAUCACCGCCUUAGCUAUAUAAGCAGUGCCCUUCUUGUAAUAAACGCCUUU